Messenger RNA from Mercenaria mercenaria, 6606 nucleotides. RefSeq lists its product as uncharacterized. The record is from RefSeq and is a predicted model, not a curated record. Gene Ontology annotation, cellular component: membrane. Lineage: Eukaryota; Metazoa; Mollusca; Bivalvia; Venerida; Veneridae.
ACUGCGAGAAUCCAAUACCAAAGAAUGCCCUUGCAAAUUCAACAAACUUUGAAUACGGUUCCGUAAUAGAGAUUACAUGUAACACGGGCUUUACUCUCGUAGGAAAAUCACUUAUUGUUUGUCAGACUGGUGGCUCUUGGAGUGCAACGCCGCCAGCAUGUAAUCCAUUUGAUUGUGGACAUCGGACAAUACCUAACGGAAAGUUCAAUGCUGCAAAGGGAACAACAUUUGGACAAACCGCCACCUAUGUGUGCAAUAUCGGUUACACUUUGUUUGGAGACAUGACUGUAAUUUGCACAGCCACUGGAUGGAACAGCACUAAUGCUACAUGCGAAAUUAUUGAUUGUGGGAAUUCAACAAUUCCUGACGGACAAGUCACUGCUCCAAACGGAACAACAUUCGGACAAACAGCCACGCUUGUCUGUAAUAUCGGUUACACGUUGGUAGGAGAUACGACUGUAAUGUGUACAUCUUCUGGAUGGAAUAGCAAAGCUUCAACUUGCAAAAGUGUUGAUGCAGAAAAUGAUACUCUUAUUGCAGUCUAUGUCCUAGUUCCAGUCAUUGUAGUUAUUUUAGCCAUUCUAUUCAUAAUCUUAUUGUUGAGAAGAAGAUUACCAAAUUGCAAGAAAGUGUCCGAGAGUAAACACGAAUCUCGCAAGAACCCCGUAAUGACAGCUUCUAAUAAAACAUACACUGGAGUAGCUCUCGAAAGUCAAAACUACACAAACAACGCAUAUGAAGACGGAUCCGCACAAUUAAAUGACGAAUAUGCAACGAUUACUGAUGAACAAAAUGUAAACUCAAAUAACCUUUAUUAUAAUAUUGCUGGCGCCGCAGGAACAAGUACGGAACAUGAUGCACAUAACUAUGACCACACGAAUGAAACAGCAGCACACUUCGUAGAUGAAUCAUAUUCACAUGUAUCGGGAAAUAAAAAUGCCAAGACGUUUGAGCCUAGUUACAGUACGACACUGCAUAUGAACUCGGGAAAAGAGUCCGACUACGACCAUGCACAUGCAGGGGGAAUUGAUCCCGUUGCACUGGAUAAGGAUGACUAUUCCCAUCUUAAUGAUUUAAACAUAAAACAAAAAUGUCGUGCCUCUUUUGGUAGCGGCAAUGACGAUGAAUUUAAAUAUUCAUAUGCAAAUGAAAACAGCCGAAGAACAGGAAAGGAAGUUGAGAAAUCUAAAGCUGGAUAUAAACAAGAAAGAAGUCUGAAAUACGAGCUUCAGGAUACAAUUAACGACGACAGGCACUACUUCGUGUUGGAGGCAGAGGAAGUGAAGGACGAUAAUCAUGGAUCUGAUAACCAUGAUUAUUUUGUUCUUGAGGAAACUGAAAGCUAGAACUUCAUCAGUAGAGCAGUUUUGUCAUAUAUUUUGUCAUGUAGAUAUUAUAGUUAAUCAGUAUAGUUUUAAGUAUAUAUUCUCCUAAAAAUCUAAAACUUGUGACACCUGAUUUAGAUUUUGCAUCCAUAUCAUUAUAGUGUGUGUGCUCAAUUUACUAGCUCUGUGUGUAUAGAAUGAAAAGUAAUGAGAGUAUAUCAAAUUUAUACAGUAAAAUCAUUUAAUUUCGUGGGCAUGAAAUUUCGUGGCUUUGGUCAAAACGGCAUUUUCGUGGGGAUAUGAAUUCGUUGAUUUCAACUUUUGAACAUAAAAUGAACGGGCAUUUUACUUGUUCGUUGGGGUAAAAUUUCGUGGAUUGACUCAACCUAGAAAAUCAACGCAAAUUAGUCCCCCACGAUUAUUAAUGAUUUCACAGUAUUAUCUUGAAAUAUCGACUCUUAGAUGUAAUCAGAAUUUUGUAAACUUUUAAUAUUAAUUCUAUCAUUUCCAUCCAGUUAACUGUACAUAGCGAUUCGGACGUUUUAUCAACAAAUCAGUAUAUUCCACUGUUUGCGAUUGAUUCUGGCAUCACGUAGAUAUAUUUUCAUAUUAUGUAUUGUCUGAUUCUUUGUAAAUUUCAGUGCCUUGAUGUAAAGAGAGACACCACUAGAUAUAUCAUUUUGUUAGAAAUUCAAAGAAGCAAUUUCUUUUGUAUGUAAAUAUAGAAAAAGUAUAUAUAGUGAUGUAGUGAUGUAGUGAGUUCUAAACAGUAUUGUUGUAUGGAAAUACGACUGUUGCAUUAAGAAUAUAUAGAAAUUGUCUUAAAGACGUCCAUCACUCAUAAAAGUUCAAGUGUAAUGUCGUCCAAUUUAGUUUUACCUGGUUAUAGCCUAAAGAUAAAAAUUAUCGUAUUCUAAUGUUUAUUAAAAGCCUCUCUGUUUCGCAAAUUAUCUUCCAGACAAUGAAAUUCAUGUCUCUGAGGAGGAUAACUAUGAAACGUUUCUUUUCAUAUAAAGUACAUUUACUAGCAAGUUUCAUCCUGGUAAAUUACUACAUCUACUAACAAAUAAACAAGUUUUAUUUUGGUAAAUUAUUACAUUUACUAACAAAUAAACAAGUUUCAUGUCGGUACAUUAUUUACUUUCAGUACUGUAGCUCCAAUAUGGUAUCAUGUUAUAUUCAUAGAUCCUACUUGUUACAUACCCUGAUAUCCCGAAAAUAAGCCGAUCUCGAAAAUAAGGAACAUUUUCACUACAGGCAAAAUGGGCUCAGAAAUAAGCCGCUCUCAUAAAUAAGCCGUCGAGAUUUGUUUGUAUCAGUACUUGUAUAAAUGACUUUUUAGGACACCAUAUGAGAUAGCAAAAGUUAUCAACGUGUACAUAGCUGAUUUAUUUCCACACGUAAUAACAAUAAAACAUACUUUGGAAUAAAACACUUAAACAAUGCAAGUUGUGCUGAUAUUUAUGGGUUAUUAUCUGUUAGCAUCGGAUUAUUUUCAUUAAGAAAUUGUAAUGAAUUGUAAUAAAACUGGUAUGUAUUUCAAGUUAAGUAUUUAUCGACGUCGAUGUUUUCACUGAUUAGCAAUCUAUAUUACAUCCUUAUCUUCAGUACUUCGAAAAUACUCGAAAAUACGCAAGUUUUUAAACCGUUACUAAUUAUGUACUCAAAAGUUCACUGGACUCAAAAAUAAGCCGGUCUCGAUAAUAAGCCAUAAAAUCCUUACGAAAAGUUAAAAUAAGCCGCGGUAUAUUUUCGGGAUUUGAGGGUGUAUAUUCAAAUGUAUCUAAAUAGUUAUGUACAUCUUUAUUUGCAUCGCAAAAUAAAAUAUGUAAACAUCACAAACAUUUGAUGGUUAUUUGCUUUUUAAAUGAUAUUCUAAUAUACUUGUUUCUGUUAAAACACGCUUACGCUAAAAUGACGUCACGUUAACGUGCGAUGACGUCAUAUUUUUUGUUACGACCAAGAAAGAGCGCUACUAUAUUUUAUCUAUGGUUUUAGAUUAAGGGCAUAUUCGAAUUGAAAUAAUUUAUGGCAAUGCCGUGUUUUAACACUAUUUAUGCACUCGGGCGGUCAUACGUCGUACAAAUAAUUUCACUCGGGCUGCGCCCUCGUGGAAUUAUUACGCCCGACUAAUAACCAUCCAUCGUGCAUAAAUAGUGUUAAAGCACUCUUGUGCUAUAAAUUAUUUCUUAAAUAUGUAUAGCAGAAUCCGAAACCUACAGUCUGAAAACAUCAUAAUUUUUCAAAUUGGACUAGAGUUCAAAACGUCCGUAUUUCUAUGCCCCCGAAGGGAGGCAUAUAGUUUUUGAAACGUCUGUCCGUCUGUCGGUCUGUCCGCAAUUUUCGUGUCCGGUCCAUAUCUUUGUCAUCGAUGGAUGGAUUUUCAAAUAACUUGGCAUGAAUGUGUACCACAGUAAGACAAUGUGUCCCGCGCAAGGCACAGGUCCGUAGCUCAAAGGUCAAGGUCACACUUAGACAUUAAAUGAUAGUGCAUUGAUGGGCGUGUCCGGUCCAUAUCUUUGUCAUCGAUGGAUGGAUUUUCAAAUAACUUGGCAUGAAUGUGUACCACAGUAAGACGACGUGUCGCGCGCAAGACCCAGGUCCGUAGCUCAAAGGUCAAGGUCACACUUAGACAUUAAAGGAUAGUGCAUUGAUGGGCGUGUCCGGUCCAUAUCUUUGUCAUCGAUGGAUGGAUUUUCAAAUAACUUGGCACGAAUGUGUACCACAGUAAGACGACGUGUCGCGCGCAAGACCCAGGUCCGUAGCUCAAAGGUCAAGGUCACACUUAGACAUUAAAGGAUAGUGCAUUAAUGGGCGUGUCCGGUCCAUAUCUUUGUCAUCGAUGGAUGGAUUUUCAAAUAACUUGGCAUAAAUGUGUCCCACAGUAAGACGACGUGUCGCGCGCAAGACCCAGGUCCGUAGCUCAAAGGUCAAGCUCACACUUAGACGUUAAAGGUAAUUUUUCAUGAUAGUGCAUUCACGGGCGUGUCCGGUCCAUAUCUUUGUCAUUCAUGUAUGGAUUUUAAAAUAACUACGCAUGAAUGUGUGACACAGUUAGACGACGUGUCGCGCGCAAGACCCAGCUCCGUAGGUCAAAGGUCCUAAAUUCUAACAUCGGCCAUAACUAUUCAUUCUAAGUGCCAUCGGGGGCAUGUGUCAUCCUAUGGAGACAGCUCUUGUUUCUUAUUAGACCGGACAGUUCUUCCGAUUCCUUAAUGACAAUAGCCAUUCUGGAUUACUUCCCUGGUGUACAGCCUUUCAUCUUUAAACACCAGUAAACUUUUAAAAAUGCGAUAACAUUUUUAUGUCUGAAAAAGACAUAAGUACAAACAUUGAAUUCCUCAUUAAGAACAUUUGAUAAUCCGAUGGUCACAAACGUUGUUUUUAUUGUUUGUUUUUUUAUUUCGCGCCGGGUGCGAAAACAUCUAAUAGUAAAUGAACUGACCUAUAGAUUAUAUAAUAUCAAGUGAUCUUUACUUGUUUCUAUUCAAAAUCAUUGGCAUAAGCUAACUUCCUGGAAAACAAUCUAGAGCCACCACGUUAUGUUUUUAGAAAUGAUACGGCGAGCGGUCGACAAAUUAUCUCGAGUGUACGCACGUCAUCUAAUAUCGACUUAUCACGAUUGUACGACAUCUAAUCUCAAUGGUUUGAUAACAUAUCUCGAACAAACGACAUCUUAUAAUCUGAUCUCUCCAGAAAUUUAUCUUGAGUGCAUAACAUCUUCAAUCGCUUGACAUCUUAUCUGAAACAUACGACAUCUUUUCUCGAGCGCACGAUACGUAAUGUCGAGCGUUCGAGAUAAUUUAAUUGAAAAAGAUCAGAAUAAUUAUGACCUAAACAAACCACCGCAAAAACGUGUUUCAUGGUGAUGAUAUCAUAGCAAGGAAGGUUUUGAUUCACAUCUGUCUGAUUAAGGAAUAAAGCUCUUGCUUUGUUUAACAAUAUGAGAUAACGAGUUUUGUGUAGUUGAUUUUAGCUUGACCUUUGUCGAAUAUAUUAAAUACAAAAUUUCCUUAUUUCUUCAAGGAAGAUUGUUAUUAAUUCAGUAGUUUCAAAUGAAAUAUAACGAUAUUGCAAAAACAAGCACACACCAUGUAAUUUCAUGGAUUAACCCUUUUCAUGCUGGACACAACUGAUUCUGUCUUUUCGAUUUGUGCAGUCUCGUCACUAUUCGCAUUUCAGUCAGUAUCUUUUUGGUAUGCACCCUUUUUAACAGUUUGUUUUCCUGUCCAAAUUGAAAGAUAGACAAGUUCAUUAACAGAAAUUUAGCAGGUUAAGGGUUAAAUGUAUAUCUUCUGUUUAUUUCUGAAACUCGGUCGUCACUGUGACACAAACGAAGAUCAGGUUCAUCAGUGGUAUUUUCAGAAAGGAUUGCUCUGACAGCAAGUAAAAAAUAGCGUGGCAAGAUCUGACGGUCAGCUUGUUGAUAUUUAAUAGAGGUACAUUCUUGUGAUUCUACAGCUAAAUUUUAGUGAGUGACCAACGGUUAUAUUAGUUUUCUACGUAUUAUCAUACAGAUGAUACUUGAAUGUUUUUGUAUAUGGUAUAAAAGUAACGAAAUGCUUUGUGUUAUGUUAUCAAAAUGAAGUAAUUCCGAGAAUACAGGAACUUGCAGAGAUCAUUUCACAGUAAGGGGAAAAAACAAACGUCAUUCCUUAUUGGUGAGUUAUCUGGAAUUAUCAGACAUUUUAAGUUCCAUAAUAGUUAUCAUUUUACAAUAGAAUUGCAAAAACCAUAACACAAUAACGGGAAAAUAGAUCUAUUCUUUACUCGCUAGUUUCAGAAAAGUUAUCAUGUUUAUCAAUAUUUUGAAAUAAGGUUGUAAACAUAAAAACCCGUUAGGGGGAGUGAAAAAGGGUAGGAGAAACCUUAUUUCUUACUUUUAAGUUCCAACAAAGUACCCAUUCUGUCUACAUUUUGAAAUAAUGUAUUUAUUAUUACCUACUUUCUCACUAAAUUGUACAUAAAGGCAUUGUAAUUAUUACGUUCAUAUUUAACUUCCUGUUUACAAUUCGUAUGGCAAUUAUGUCACAGCGUAUUUGUUAACCUAUUUAUUUAUUUAUUCCUCUAUAUGUCUGAUCACUAAAUGCAAUUGCUUUAUCAUUAGUAUAGUGUAUGCAAGUUUUAGACCACACAAACAAUUAUCUUUAUAUCAAAAUAAUAUUGCAGAAGUAAACUCUCAUUAUAUCCAUAUCUUCCUACUUCUCUGAUCGGUAUCAAGAUUUGUUCACUACAUUCCUUCAAUGGUGUUUCAUGAUAAUAUUUUGAAAGGCAAUUGGCA